Molecule: messenger RNA, 10165 nt
Organism: Podarcis lilfordi (Lilford's wall lizard)
Lineage: Eukaryota; Metazoa; Chordata; Lepidosauria; Squamata; Lacertidae
Source: the annotation of a GenBank genome assembly
GGGGUUUCCCGGCAUGGAAAUUCCAACUUUGUCUUGCCCACCUCACCCCUUCCCCACAGCCAACCCCUCCUUCACUGUAUAUAAAAAGAAAGAGAUAGAGUUUCCUCACACUGCUUUCCUUCUCGGAGCCAAUACUUCCAAAAGCCUCGGCUUUCACUUCAGAAGGAGCAGCAUCAAGGUUUUGAGACUGGUUUCCUUUUCCCUCUCGAUAUCAGUUUAAGACGAAAGGCAGCCAAAUGUCAAGAGGAACUUCGUCAGCGUUGACGGCGCUUUUACUUAUGACUGUCCUAACUUGUGAGUUGUGUGCUUUGCUUUGGUAUUUUUCAGGAGGCGGGAAUUCUGUGCUUUUAGAGAUAUACUAACAUUGCUAUCUGUUAAGUUUCGGCUUUGCCUACCCACCGUGCCCUUCACUUCAGAAAAUAAACAUACAGUUGUAGUUUGUUUGAUGUGAGGCAUGUUUUUAAAAAUUGCAUGCUCAGUCUAGUAGUAUGAGACACUUAAACUGUUACCUUAUAAAUGAAUGGUUUCAGGAAAAUAGCAUCACCUGUGCAAAGAAGAAAUUUCAAUGAUAAAUCUAAAUUAUUUAGGUGCAGAAGAAGCCCCUUAAUAAGGGGGUAGUCCUAAUCCUUAUUUGGGAGUACAAUCUGCAGUGGAACUUAUUUCUGAGUAGGGAUGGAUCAGUCCAUUUUGGUUAUCCCUGUUUAUCAUUUUUCCAGUUAUCCACAUUUUGCAUUUUAGUGUGAAUUUCUGUUUUAACUAACAUAUGCAUUGUUGCAAGCAAUUAAGUUCUUUUCACCAAUAUAUUAAUUAUUAUGCACACUUUCCCACAAAAUAUUCAUUUUUUUGUUCGGUGAACUGUAUUGCAAAAUUCAAGUAAGUGUGAAUUUUGAAGGAGAGCUGCAUGCAUUUUUGUUUUGGAAAGCGUGAAUUUGCUUCAGCUUUAAAUGUGAACGAAACAAAAUUUCUCCUCCAUCCCUGCUCCUGAGAAUUAGUGACUUCAUGCAUAAGAUUGUGCUGACAGUCUGAUCCUGCCUGUGUUUACUCAUAAAUAGCAUAAAUUCUUUCCCCUGAAUUCAGUAAGACUUACUUGAAGUAGGUAGCCAUGUCUGUUAAAAAUGUCUACUCAGAAGUAAGUCCUAUUGAAUUGAAUUAAGAAUGUCUACUCAGUAGUAAGUCCUAUUGAAAGUGGGGUUAGGAUUGUAGCCUAAAUAUUGCUGAGUUCAAUGGGGCAUAUUCCCAGCCAGGUAAUUUUACAUUGGAAUUCCUGCCCAAGUACUUAUGAACAGAUCAUGCAAUUUUAGAAAUGCUGUUACAGUUGUAUGCAAAAUCAAUCUGUGUAUUAAACAGGUCAAGUGAAAUGAAUUAAACAAGGCCUUUGGGGCAAUAAUUCACCUGCUGUCGGCUGUUCAGUUCAGUUGGUGGCAGAUGGAUCUUAGGUCGCCAGCAAGCAUAAACUUGUAUAGGUUUAUAAACUGUCACAACUGUAGAUUUAGCCCCAGACAUCUGAAACUCAGUACAGUAUUUGCUUAGACAGUUGUGUGUCCUUGCUUGGCAGAAUGUGCCAUUGAAUUCAAUGGGGUGUGGACUGGAGAUGACUUGUUGAGAACAGACAAUCUGACGGAUUUAGAUAUUGCCUAUAUGGUGGGGGAUGCCAUUAGAGGAAAAUAUAAAGCCUAACUGAAUUAAAGAGAUUGACCCUGUUUCUUUCCCUCUUUUUUCAGCUAAAGCUUUUGAGGUGGAGGACAUUGUGCCCGGCCACCAAGUUGCCGCACAGAUCGGUGAAGACCUGAAGCUAUGGUGCAACACAACUGGCUGUGAUCGCCCCACUUUUUCCUGGAGGACCCAACUUGACUUCCCGUUAGGUGCAAAUGUGAGCAAAUGGGGAGGAAGCAGCUCAGUCUUAACGAUGAAGGUUGGCUUUGAAAACGAGCACGAAUAUCUCUGCAACACUAGAUGCGGGGAGGUCAGGAAACAAAAGAGGGUGCAAAUUGACAUUUACUGUAAGUAGUAUUCCUGCACAACCCUCUGAAACAAUCACAUUUCAACCUACUAAUAACUAUAAUCCUUGGCGCCGGUUUGUUCUCUCUGUUUUAGUUGCACCUUGCUUUUUUCACAGUCUAGAUGCAGGAUUUUACAUGUUCAUUGUUCCACGUGCGUCUCAUUUGAUCUGUGCUCGUUUCUGGAUUUGUUUGUUUUGCUCAAGACAACCCAGAUUACAGAGAAAGGUUGCACACCAGUUUAUACAGUGUGAAUAAAUUGAGUAGCAUUCUCCUGGGGUGAGGGGCCUGCACCCCCUCCUCAAAAAAGUUCAGUUAAGCAAUUUUGGACCCACCACUGAAUAUGAAGUCGUUUUUAGAGGCAUGAAAUGUCUUUUAUUAGUUUUGGCUGAUCUACGACCUGCAGCCCUAUCUGGACACAAAGAGCCUUGCUACCAUUAUAGCUCAGCUGGUUAGUGUGUGGUGCUGAUAAUGGCAAGGUUGCAGGUUCAAACCCCAUAUGAGACAGCUGCAUGUUCCUGCAUUGCAGGGGGUUGGACCAGAUGAUGCUCAGGAUCCCUUCCAAUUCUACAGUUCUAUGAUCCUUGCUCUAAUAACCUCCCACUUCCAACACUGCAAUGAUUUAUAUGUGAGGUUGCCCAUUAGAUGGCCCUGAGUUCUAGUAUUGUGAGAGAGAAAGAAAAAACUUCCCAUUACCUGCUUUCUCUGCAGCGUGCAUUAACAUACUGAAUAGGCUGUGUUGAACAAAAUCUCCAUGGAAAUCCUUCUUAAGCCUCAUUGAAGUGAGCAGGAGGUCAAGCUCUUGAAGAGUUUCCAAUUGAAUAUUGUCAGUGAGGGGGGACGAUUCCCCAGUACAAUGGUACCUUGGUACUCGAAUGGCUUGGUUCCUGAAUGCCGAAAACCCAAGAAGUAAGUGUUCCGGUUUGCAAACUUUUUCGGAAGCCGAACAUCCUGCAGCCAAUCAGAAGCCAUGCCUUGGUUUUCGAAUGGUUUCAGGUGUCGAACAGACUCCCGGAACGGAUUAAGUUCAAGAACCAAGGUCCCACUGUACAGAUGGAGCCAUUAUAAUUUAAAACACAUUGUAGAAAUCUUCCGUGUUGCUUUCUAAAUACACGGAAGCAAGUGGGUCCUUCAUAUUUUGAUGCAGCUGAAUGAGUACCGGUACUUGUUCAACAAACAUGCAGAAUUUGGAAAGUUCUUUCUGUCAGGGAAGAAUUCGCAUAUGAAAACCCCCUCACUGCUGCUUCAGUUUUCCUUCAGCCGUGAUAGGUCUUAACUUGAGAAGUAGAUCAUACUCAAAACACCAGAAACCUGAAUCUAGGGUGUGUGCACAACAUGCAGACAUUCCACUUUGAGCCCCUCUCGAGUAACCUUUUCUCCUUCUGUGUCCUAUUUCUAGCAUUCCCCAGUGAUCCUGUUAUAGAGAUCAGCCAGCCGCUUAUUCUGGGUGAACCAGCCACUAUCACCUGCCGUGUUCCUAAAGUGUAUCCCGCUGAUCGGCUGGAGAUCUACUUGGAGAUAGAAGGGGAGGUUCGUCGGAUGACAGAGUUUUCCCGAGAACCCCUUAUCAAAUCUGUCGAGACGAAAAGUGCGAGCAUGACGUUUACUCCCAGUGAAGAAGAUAAUGGGAAAGAAGUCACAUGCAGAGCUGAACUGCCAAUUGAUGAGAUGGAGUUUGAGCCCAAGGCGAGGAAAACAACACAAAUACUGCAGGUUAACUGUAAGUAAAUUGAGACAAUUGGUCUUCAGGGAUACAUUAUAUGUACAGGAGAGAAUCAAGACCUAGGGUGCAGCACUGAUUAAUUAUCCCAUCAUCAUCAUCAUCAGUGUGGAUGUGACUUAGUUUUCAUUUUUACACACUGUAAAGGUAAAGGUAAAGGUACCCCUGACCAUUAGGCCCAGUCACAGAUGACUCUGGGGUUGCACUCUCAUCUCGCUCUAUAGACUUUGGGAGCCAGCGUUUGUCUGCAGACAGCUUCCGGGUCAUGUGGCCAGCAUGACUAAGCCACUUCUGGCAAACCAGAGCAGUGCACGGAAAUGCCGUUUAUCUUCCCGCCAGAGCAGUACCCAUUUAUCUACUUGCACCUUGACGUGGUUUCGAGCUGCUAGGAGCUGGGACCGAACAACGGCAGCUCACCCCGUUGCGGGGAUUCAAACCGCCGACCUUCUGAUCAGCAAGCCCUAGGCUCUGUGGUUUAGACCACAACACCACCCGUGUCCACUGUAGUGUGUGACAAAUUUAGUGACACAGGGGAACAACCUUGCUGAAAAAAGGCCUGUUGGGUUAAUAAUACAGUGGUACCUCGGGUUACAAACACUUUGGGUUACAGACUCCACUAUCCUGGAAGUAGUUAAGAACUUUACCUCAGGAUGAGAACAGAAAUCGCGUGUCAGCAGCAGAGCAGCAGCGGGAGGCCCCAUUAGCUAAAGUGGUACCUCAGGUUAAGAAUGGUUUCAGGUUAAGAACGGACCUCCAGAACGAAUUAAGUUCGUAACCAGAGGUAUGACUGUAAUAAUAGAUCUAUCCCAUUUUGGCUCUUGAUUUGGCCGUUGUUUAAUGUAAACCACUUGCUGGUUUUUACUACAAUUAAGCAAUGAGUACAUUUUGAUAAGUAAAGAAAAUAAAUAAACCAUAUGGAAGCAAUAAUACAUACGGAUCAAUUUCCUCUGAGAGACACUAAUGCUUUGUGACACACGAAGUAGAUCUUUUGGCAUUGGCUGCAAAAGGAAAAUUAAAACUGGAAAGAGUUAGAUGAUAUUGCUAUGAUCUAUUUUGGAGAUGCAGAAAUUUAAUCUGAUUUUUCUUUCCUCUAUAUUAUUGGUGUUGGUUGUAUUGUUGCUAUGUUUGAAUUUUGUACACUAUAAUGUAAUGGUCAGAGCUUUUGGCUAGCACAAUAAACUUACUGAACUGAAUGAAAACAUUUAACAACGUACACUAAUGACAGGUUUGCAACGUGGUUGUUUCUCCUCUCGUAGAUGCCCCCAGACUUCCAGACUUCUCCAUCCUUCCUGCUGGGUCAGUUAAGGAAGGAGAAAGUGUUACUUUGCAGUGCUUUGCAAAGGGCAACCCUGCUGCCAAGGUCACCAUAAGGAGGAAAUCAGCCAGUGAAAAAGUGGUCCUUGAUAGCAAGGAUGGAGUCGUCCACAUCCCUAGAGUGACUCCUGAUGAUGUAGGAGACUACGAGUGUGAAGCAGAGAAUGAGUUUGGGAAAGUCAAAAGGGCAGAAACACUAAGUGUGGAAUGUAAGUUUGAAUAAAUAAGCAAUACUUAGCAUCUAUUUUAUUUAUUUGUUAUUUACUCAAUGAAUUUAUAUGCUGCCUUUCUGCUGAGGCACCCAAACUGAGUUUUAGAGCUCUCCAGUUUUGCGAUUCGCCUAUUGACUCUCUGGCAGAUAAAAAUAAAAACACAAACGAACACAAACAGCCCUCUCCCCAAGUCCUCUCUUCCUUCUUACAGGGCAGAUGGUGUCUGUUGGCCCUGGAAGAGGGUGCACUUUGUAUCUCUGCCUGCCCCACUCUCUGCCUUCUCACAGUGCAGAACGGUGUCGGUAUUACAUCUCUGAGUGCCCUUGCCCUGUAAGACAGGUCAAGACUGACCAAGGGCCCGUCUUCUUGCCUUCAGAUGUGUUUAGCAGAAGACCUUCGUGUUCUGGAAAGCGCUGAUGUUAGCAUAAGCUGCUUCGUGAAAGCUUUUGCUUUGAAGAGUGUGGUAUAAAUAACUGAAAUAGAUAAAUGAAAAAACAAAUCUCCAUAUUCCAGCUGUGGGGCUAAGGUUGUGAGGUUUGUCUUAAGACCAGCCAGGGUAUCUGCAGAACACACCUCACAUCUUUAGCCAAGGCUUGGAUAAAGUGCAUCCUUUUUGCAUUUUGUUUUCUAGAUGGACCAAGGAAUACAAGGAUUGUCGCUGUGCCUUCUAGCACAGUGAAGGAAGGAGACACUGUAACUCUGACUUGUUCCACCUAUGGGAGUCCCACCCCAAAGGUUUUCUGGAAAAAGCAGCUUUUGAACGGAGGCUCUCGGCUCAUUUUGGAAGCUGCUACUUUAACCAUAAAAGCCGUACAGGCAGAAGCUAUGGGACUUUAUGAGUGUGAAGCAGUUAACGUGGCUGGGAAAGAAAGCACGACUGUGGAAAUAAUUGUUCAAGGUAAAUAAAGGUUUACAGCGAAACAUGUUCAGCUUUUAUUUCUAGGGCCAGAUUGUGUGCUCUUCACUUUUGGUUAAGGGCAGAGAUGAAAUUAACUUGCCUGCUAAAUCCUUCUCUUCAGUUUUUAAUGCUGGAAUACUCUCCAGCUCUGAAUGCUCAAAUGUUUGCCAAAUAUCUGAAAAGUUGAGAUUUGUAUGUGAUUCUUGAUUUCAACAUUUGACAGUAUUUGCACAGUGUAACUCAACCUUUUUAUCUGGAUUGCUUAUGAAUGCCACUAAAUAUAUCCCCCUUUUUCUUCAGUCUUGUCACCGUCUACUCCAGAAAUGUCACAUUCUACUCCAGAAUUGUCACCAACUGCUUCAGAAUUGUCACCCUCCACUCCAGAAUUGUCACCCUCCACUCCAGCAUUAACAGAUCAAACUGAAACUGUUACUGAGGUGGAAGAUUUCACUAUUAAGAGCACAACCUAUAAUACUCAACAUCAAGUGACUGACAGCAAAGGGGAUGAUCCGGAAAAGGAAACUUCCCUCACCACAAAUGGAAAAAUCUUUACAACGUAUACAGCAUCCAGAAACAAUACAAUCACGUACGCAGUGAAAGUUGAUGAUGUUGGAAACAGUACAGAAGAGGACAAAAUAGUCAAAGGUAAGUAAUUCACUGCCCCUCCCCAACUAUUGUAUCGUCACACCAGAGAUGUGGCAAUCAUGGGAGUUGUAGUCAAUCAAUACCUGAGUUAGCCAGAGAGCUAACUACAGUCAUACCUCGGGUUGAAGUAGCUUCGGGAUGAAUAUUUUUGGGUUGCGCUCCACGGUGACCCAGAAGUAACGGAGCGUGUUACUUCUGGGUUUCGCCGCUUGCACAUGCGCAGACGCUCAAAAUGACGUUACAUGCAUGCGCGGAAGCGGCGAAACGCGAUCCGCGCAUGUGCAGUUGCGUGUUACGUUCGCUUCAGGAUGUGAAUGGGGCUCCGGAACGGAUCUCGUUCGCAUCCAAAAGUACCACUGUCCUUAGUUGCAGUAUAAGCUCUAGGUGGUUUACAAGAAAUAUUAGAAUCCUCAAUAAAAAUAGAUUAAAACUAAUAAUAAAAAUAAAAAUGAAGCAUGAUACCCGAACAACAUCCAAGUGUCGGGAUGUGCUCGUCUGAACAAAAAAUGUUUUGAAGACAUGCCGAAAAGAGUACAGCAAAACUGACAAAGAAGUUAAACCAUGGGAAAUAAUUUAAGGGAGGAAAAACAGAAAUACCAUGUCUUCGGCAACAGUUUGGGUGUUUUAUUAUGUCUCUUUACUCAAGAAGAUCUAGCAGUGGAAGAAACUGUCCAUUUUGGUUCUCUCCGUUUCUCCAGUUUUCAGUCUUAAAUUCAGUUCUCCACAUUUUGCAGCAAUUUGUGUGUUUGUGCUUUUUAAAAGAAAUCCACAAGAAAAUUCAUCACCAUUUUAGCAUGAAUUUCUCUUAGCAAACACUUUUUUGCUUGAACUUUUAAUGUGCACAUUUUUGCAAGCAAUUUGCAUUUUUGUAUGUUAUUUUUACUAAUACCUUCAUUUCUAUGCACACUUUUGACCUAGCCUAUCCAUUUUUGUCAAUAUUAUUUACAUCACAAUAUUCGGAUAGGUGUGGAUUUUGAAGGAUUCAUAUUGAACAUAUUGUUUCAGAAAGUGCAAAUUUUGUGGAUUUGACUUAUAAAGGUGUACCAAAUUGAAUUUUUCCUCCAUCCCUAACAAUGAUGCAAACAAUUGAGUUGGAGGAGGGAGCAAGAGUGAUGUUAAAUUCAGAAGGGAAGGGAAUUAUUUUGUUAGGACAGAGCUAGCCAACAUGGAACACUUUGCAUGAUGUUGGACUACAACUCCCAUCAGCCAAAGCAAGCGUGACUAAAGGUCAGGGAUGAUGGGAGUUGUAGUCCAACAUCAUCUGUAGGGCAGUACAUUGGCUACUCUGUGUGAAGAUGUAUUGUCUUUAAGGUAGCACUACUGAUAUAAUAACUCAACUUCACUCAACUUCUUUAUCUUCCCCCCGAUUUCUGCAGAGAGAAUAGAAGAGCCAGAUUACGUGACUCCUGUGAUCAUUGCUGUUUCUUCAUUAGCAACGGCGGCUGGGCCCAUGGCAGCCCUAUUGAUUUACAUUUUUCGAAAGGCGAAAAUCAACAGAUCCUACAGCCUGGUGAACUCCCUGAAACCAAAAGUAUAAACAGAGCAAGAGCAACCACAUGUUUUCUGUAAGAUUAAAAGGCGGAUAAUGUCGUGCAUUGCUUUGAUGAACUUCCUCAUCAUAACUCAAUGUGAUAAACCAAAAAUACGCACUUUCGUGAGAAUCACCGUGGUGUAGUUGUUAAGUGUGUUGGGCUAGGACUGGGGAGACCCAGGUUUGUCCCUACGCAGCCGUUAAUCUUGCUGGGCUCCCUGGGGUCAGUCACUCUCUCAAGCUAACCUACCUCACAAGGUUGUUUUAGUGAGAAAAUGGGGAUGAGGCUAUGGGUGCUGUCCUGAGAUUCUUAGUGGAAGGACAAGGUAUCUGAAGAAGUGUGAAGGCACACAAAGGCUUAUACCAAGAACAAACUUAGUUGGUCUCUAAGGUGUCACUGGACAAUUAUUAUUAUUUUUAAUAUAUAUUUCGACUGUGUCAGACCAACACGGCUACGUACCUGAAGGUUUUAAAAUGUGAUAUAUACAGCUUCACAUCUUUUGGUAGCUAAGUUAAGGGAUCUGUGGGCAAUGGCAGACUGGGGGGUUUCAAAUUUCAGCACCAUAAUUUCAUUCUACAUCAUAGUUGUGGUGCCCCCGAAGCUCUGCACCCAGUGGAACUGAACCACUCAGGCACCCCUAAAUCCACCUCUGUCUGCGGGGCAGAUGUUACCUAUUAAUAAAAGGUCAAUUGCUUGCUUUCGAACUGCCUUCACAGAAGGAAAUCCUGGAAGCAUUAGACCAUCCUUAGAAAUAGCGUAUAUUUUAUAAAGUCACAGAUCUGAGGGGGAAAUGCCCAAACUUGCCAUGGCCCUAUUAGUUCUGUGCCAAAGCAUUUCCUUCCACAUAUAGCGGAAUAAUUGCCGGAUGGUUCAGAAAGCAAGAUUGGUGAGUUUGUAUUAUUACAGAGUGUGGGGUUCCCCGCCCCUCUAAUCCAACUGAAGUUAGGGAUUUUAAAGACCCACUGAUUUCAGUGGAGGUUAUUUUAAAAGACACGCUUAAUCUUUCCAUUGAAAUAAACUGUACUUCUUACAGUUGGGCAGAUCCACACCACACAUUUGAACUAACGUGACAUCGUGUCUGUAUACAUACCCAAUCCUUUCCGCCAUUUUCAGCAAUGCAACCUGGUAGUUUCACGAACCUACAGCAGUGUAAAGUGAAGUUCUAUGAGAAAGACUAGGUGAAUCUCUUAACAUGUUCCUCAGCACCCAUGCCAGAUUACAGUUUCCAGGAAUUUGGGGAGGGGGGAGCUGCAACAGUUAAGCUUGUUUAAAACUGUCACAACAUGGUAGUGCGUAGGCAAUGUUCUGUGACAUCAUUCUCUAUGACUGAAUAAAACUAAGGCUGCGAUCCUAUGCACGCUUAAUAGGGCAUAUUUAUCUGAAUAAAUAUGCUUAUGAUCACAUGGCAGAACGUCCUCCACUCAUAUUAAGUGGAGUUCAAAACAUGUGUUGUCUCCCUAAAUUCUAACUACAAAACAACAAAACUGACUUUUAAUGUCUACUUUGAAGGACGCUCUCAACUGUAAUUUUACAAAAAUUAGCUUGUACAAUAGCGCUCAUGAAAUUCAUUUCCAGUGGAGUGAUGAUAUGUCCUUCUGAAAAGAUUUUCGACACCCUCACCUGCAAUUUCAUGUUCUUGGUACUUUUACGUCUUGCACAGCAUUAUUUAAAUCUGUUUGUAGUAACAAAGUUUUUUUAUCCUGUGAAUAGAAUAUUCGUGUUUACAUUACCUCCGCUCCCAUUUGUAAAAUGUUGUUCUGCUAAACAGCAACGUAGCCGAAGUUCUGUAGCUAGUUGAUGUGUUACUAUUACCUUUGUAAAUAAAUGUCCUUUUCCUUGCUUUGUAA